AUGGCAUCUUCCCANAAAGUCCUCAUCAUCCUCUCGGAUGCCGACCACUUCGACAUGAAGAAGACCUCUGGCCCUGAUGCAGGCAAGGUUGUUUCACAACCCUCUGGUUUCUUCUUGAUGGAACUCGCAAAGCCUCUCUCCAAGCUCCUAGACGCCGGCUAUGAAGUCACCUUCGCCACACCAGAAGGCAAGGAGCCAGUCCCCGACCCCAACAGUGAAUCCCUCCUCGCCUUUGCCGGAAACUUCUACGAGCGCCGCCGUGAAAACGAACUACUCGAGCGCAUGAAGAAGGAGAACGGCUUCUCCCUCACCAGAAAGUUCAGAGACAUCAGCAACGACGAACUCGAAUCUUUCCGUGGUGUGCUUAUUCCUGGCGGCCACGCACCUCUGACCGAUCUUGGUGAUAACAAGGAGCUGGGACGUAUUCUUGAGCACUUCCAUGGCAAGCAGAAGCCUACUGCCACUAUCUGCCAUGGACCUUAUGCUUUCNNCCUUUCGACCAAGGCAUCGAGUGGCAAGUUCUUGUAUGCUGGCUACAAGCUCACCAGCUGGUCCGACAUGGAGGAGGCUAUGAUGGAGACAAUGCUAGGUGCUGAAAUUCCAAAGGUCGAGAGUGCUCUGCGUGCAGAGGGUGCUGAGAUGGUUGAGGGUAUCGCUCAGAAGGUCGGAUACAUUACUGUCGACCGCGAAGUUGUCAGCGGUGCCAACCCCAUGGCUGCCGAUGCGAUGGCAGACAAGUUCAUCCAGAUGAUGAAGGCCUAA
Molecule: messenger RNA, 762 nt
Organism: Aureobasidium musti
Lineage: Eukaryota; Fungi; Ascomycota; Dothideomycetes; Dothideales; Saccotheciaceae
Source: the annotation of a GenBank genome assembly